Molecule: messenger RNA, 1500 nt
Organism: Nylanderia fulva
Lineage: Eukaryota; Metazoa; Arthropoda; Insecta; Hymenoptera; Formicidae
Source: RefSeq, a predicted model, not a curated record
CAUAUUAAUUAUUUCUUUCAUUUUAUCGUCAGGUUAGGUAUGGGUUUGACAGUUUGCGUUGUCGCGACGAGAGCUAAGUACGGUAGGGCCUUGUAAGGUGGAACUGUCUGAUUUCCUUGUCACGUAUUAACGUGGAAUUAAACAGUGGCAUCCGGACACUCAUAUCAGUUAGAUGACGGCGAGGUGCCGUAGGUUGACAGGUCAUGGGGGCCUGUCUCGGCCACUGCUUGGCGAAAAUCACAGACUCCGUCUCGUACAGAUUUUAUCAAAGACAUACCAGAAUGCCUUUUCAAGGAGAAGAACAAGCUGAGUUCAUGGAUGGUGAAGAACAUAAAGACCAAACUAAAAAAUCAAAAAGCCUGUUAUCAUUUCUCUCUUUAAAAAGAUUUAAGAAAAAGCAUAGGGUUCCAUUGACUUUAGAAUUAUUGGAAGAGGGAGGAUGGACACGAGGUGGUAAUAAGUAUACCAGAUUGAGUUCUAGAAAUGUUUCUACGAGCUCUGGACUAGAUGCAUCACUUCAAAUUCUCGAUGUAAGAACAUUAAUGAAACAACCAACUUAUGUUUCUUCUACUCCGGGAUCGUCACUCGAUCUUGAAUGGGAACACGAAGGAUUUUCUCUACCAAUCAUGAAUGAGAAUGAAAAUACAGAGAAUUCUAUAACACAAACAUCAGCUAACAAUAGUCAGCCAUCUAGCUUGACAGCGUCUCCUUGGUCCAGAGUUUCAAGCUCGAAUAGUUUAGAAUGGGAUCCAGUAGAACCAGAUAUGGUAUGUGUUGAUAUAGAGACUGAGCAGCUUCUAACUGAGAUAGAAAGAUUAACAGAUAGAGCUCUAAAAGAAACUGGUGAAUGGACUAACACUCAUACUAGCUGAUAAACAAUUUAAUUAUAUAAUUAACGAAAUUGUUUGUAUUUUUGUAUUAUAACAAUUCAUUAUAAAGUUAAAAUAGAUGUCCUAUACUUUCAAAAAAUACAUAGAUAUUAUUUCGAUAUUACUAUUCUUGAAACAAUAUAACUGCAUUUAUAUUGUUUUAAAAAUAUGUAUUUUUUGUACAACUUAGGACUUAUAUAUAUAUAUAUAUAUAUAUUGAGCACAAAAAUUUAACAAAGAGGAUACCUAUUGUUGUGCAUAGUGUACCUUAUAGUAAUCUGUAACAUGAAAAAAAAUUAUGUCAAACUCAAAAAAAUCAAACUAAUAGAAAAUCUUUUUAAAGUGUGUACGAUUCUUAUAUGCAUAUAAAAUAUAUAUUUUUGUUUCUAAUUUAAAAGUAAAAAUAUUUGCUUAAAUGGAAUUGCAGUUUAGCAUGAAUUUUAAAAACAUUAACGUUUUUAUUUUCGCUAUUAACUUACACACAGCUUCCAUAUGACAAUAAAUUAUUUACAAAUAAAAUGUGCCACAAUGUUUUCAAUUUUUUAAAUAUAUCUGUGCACUUUAAAUGAUUUGUUUCGAUAUGAAAUAAUACAUAUAAAAAUAAUAUAAGUUGCUUAUAUAUAUAUAUAUA